Molecule: messenger RNA, 816 nt
Organism: Strongylocentrotus purpuratus (purple sea urchin)
Lineage: Eukaryota; Metazoa; Echinodermata; Echinoidea; Camarodonta; Strongylocentrotidae
Exons: 4
Coding region: 145-816 (223 amino acids)
Source: RefSeq, a predicted model, not a curated record
ACGUUUGAAUUUGGCUAUAUAUUUGACGCAUAUCGAGAGUAUCCGAUCAGAUCUUGUAUCAUUUGGGAUCGAAGGCUUUUCGACAAAUUUUGUUCCUCUGAUUAAGGUGUUAUUUCUAUAAGUGUGACGUCGUGUGAUCCAAGAAUGUUGGUCUUUCUUAUCAUGUUGCUUGUUUCUUCAACCAUUCAACGCACAGAUGCAGUAUGUCCCAGUGGAUGGGAUAGCAUUGGUCAAGGAUGCUACAAGCACUUGGACGAUGAAUGGAUUACAUAUUCCGAAGCGGUUUCAGGAUGUAACUCGAUUGGUGGGACACUCUACGUUCCCAAUAGUAACGAUGAGCAUUAUGCUGUCAUCAGUAGAUACUCCCCUUACUCUCACUGGGUUGGAUGUACGUAUGAAGCUAUGGAGGGUACCUUCCCAUGUGCAGACGGCACACAGUUAGAUGCCAAUAGUAGUUGGUGGUCAAGCAACACCUCUCCCGCCAGUAGCACCUACAACUGCGUCUUAUAUUAUUACUCCUCCUCCUCCUCCUCCUCUGUUAAACCGAUGGCCCCCAUCAAGUCUGCCAGCUACUUCUCCGUUGCUAAGGACGACGGGGGACGCCCUCUCAUUGGCCACUGUCUAACUGAUCACGUGAUAAAGACAGUGCCAGCGAGAACCAAGCUGCGUUGCGCCGCAGAAUGCAUUCAUGAAGUUGGUUGCAAGUCCAUCAAUUACAAAGACGGAGUAUGCGAGCUGAAUGAAGAAACAAGAGCAAGCGUUCUUUCUAGCUACUUCUCCCAAAAUGAUGGAUGCAGUUACUAUGAGUUGAUCUGA